CCAUAGCAGGAAACCAAACGCUCGCAGCCGUUACGCGCUUGACACGCACGAAGGAAAUCUCGUCGUCGAACGUGUAUUUGUGCAUUGAGUGUGAUUUUUGCUUGCUGUCGUUAGGUACUGCCUAAAAUCUACGUUUGAAAUCCAAUCAUGAAGAAAGCCUGGCCAGGGAAACCUGGUCAGAAGAGGUCAAAAUCUUUGUCCGGUAAUGAAAAAAGGAAGCGAAAACGCCUCGAAGAGCUCAGGAAGGAGCAGGAUAAGCACCAUAAGCUCACCAAUUUUUUCUCGCAGUCUUCGUGCAGGUCAAACCCUGAGCCUGAUCCGGACACAUCACAUGGAGCGGGUGGGAGUGAAGGUGACCUCGACGAUCCAGCGCCCGUCAGCACAUUCACCGCCCUAACCAGUCCUGUAACCGACACGUGCAUCGAGGAUAAGGGCAGCAACGACAGCAACGACUCCAACUCCGAAACACUGCGGUGGUGCACGUGUCGCCACCUGCGAGGUGGCAGGUGCUCCGAGGAUGGCGGCGGCAGCGACUCCGGCCCCGGGCACAGCGGUGCUGCACAGGACUCCGGCCCCGGGCACAGCGGUGCUGCACAGGACUCCGGCCCCGGGCACAGCGGUGCUACUCAGGACUCCGGCCCCGGGCACAGCGGUGCUGGUGCUGCUCAGGACUCCGGCCCCGGGCACAGCGGUGCUGCACAGGACUCCGGCCCCGGGCACAGCGGUGCUGCACAGGACUCCGGCCCCGGGCACAGCGGUACUGGUGCUGCUCAGGACUCCGGCACCGGGCACAGCGGUGCUGCUCAGGACUCCGGCCCCGGGCACAGCGGUGCUGGUGCUGCACAGGACUCCGGCCCCGGGCACAGCGGUGCUGCACAGGACUCCGGCCCCGGGCACAGCGGUGCUGCACAGGACUCCGGCCCCGGGCACAGCGGUGCUGCACAGGACUCCGGCCCCGGGCACAGCGGUGCUACUCAGGACUCCGGCCCCGGGCACAGCGGUGCUGGUGCUGCUCAGGACUCCGGCCCCGGGCACAGCGGUGCUGGUGCUGCUCAGGACUCCGGCCCCGGGCACAGCGGUGCUGCACAGGACUCCGGCCCCGGGCACAGCGGUGCUGCACAGGACUCCGGCCCCGGGCACAGCGGUGCUGCACAGGACUCCGGCGCCGGGUACAGCGGUGCUCCACAGGACUCCGGCCCCGGGCACAGCGGUGCUGCACAGGACUCCGGCCCCGGGCACAGCGGUGCUGCUCAGAACUCCGGCCCCGGGCACAGCGGUGCUGGUGCUGCUCAGGACUCCGGCCCCGGGCACAGCGGUGCUGCUCAGAACUCCGGCGCCGGGCACAGCGGUGUUUCGAUCAUUAGAGACCAACCGGUGCCCGGAACAAGCGACCACCAAACCAACUCACAAGCUGAACCUGGAAUGGGAGACAUUCUGGAACUGACUUCCCCAAAUCAGCCAAAUCCUCGUGACAUACCAGAGCAUGUCAGCUCAAACAAGGCCCAGUGUACAAGGAGAUUCCAAGCCUCGUGGUACUCGGAGUACCCGUGGAUUCACGUAUGCCCAGAGACGAAGAAGGUGUUCUGCUUCACCUGCAUGAAGGCAGUUCAACUGAGACUAACAGGUGCGAAAGCCAGCUACCAUUCUGAAGCGGCUUUCACAUCAAUGGGAUUUCAAAACUGGAAGAAGGGACCUGAAAAGUUCAAAGCCCACGAAAAAAGCAGGGAUCACCAGUUCGCUGCAGAAGUCCUGUCCCAACAUGACACGGUCAUGCCGGCCUACAUUCCAGUAUUUGAUCAUUUUGUUUGAGAACUUGAACCUUACAAGUUACAAGUUACGACACGCACGGACACCGAGUCUAGCCCAACCUCACCUUGGACCACUCGACGAUACACGUGAAGCAGAACUGGUGCAUGCACCCGUCUGAGAACGCCUUGUUGUCCAGCUUUCCCAGGCAGAUGGGGCAGGCUGAGUCGGGCGAGGCCCGGCCCGGAGAGCUGCUCCCCUCGCGCACGGGCGAACACUUCACGCGCGUGGGUGUCGGCUCCCGGGGUAGCUCCGGCGGCGUGGCCGGGCACUCCACGUCGGCCGGCAUGGUCUCCGUCCGUCAGCGCACUUCCAGGGCGGAGAAAACCACGCGUCCGUCAACGCACUUCCAGGGCGGAGAGAACCAGGCGUCCGUCAGCGCACUUCCAGGGCGGAGAAAACUAGCUGUGAAGGAAAACGUGUGACGUGUUAUGGUUGAGGUGCUUCAUCCCAUGUUCAUUGGUUGGUUGAUAUAAAGAGGUAGACAACAC
Amphibalanus amphitrite is the source of this 2297-nucleotide messenger RNA. Its product is annotated as platelet glycoprotein Ib alpha chain-like. The transcript is spliced from 2 exons. Gene Ontology annotation, cellular component: nucleus. NCBI's taxonomy places the organism in Eukaryota, Metazoa, Arthropoda, Thecostraca, Balanomorpha, Balanidae. The coding region runs from base 518 to 1444 and encodes 308 amino acids. The record is from RefSeq and is a predicted model, not a curated record.